This is a messenger RNA of Hirsutella rhossiliensis, 1209 nucleotides long. RefSeq names its product acetohydroxy acid isomeroreductase, NADPH-binding domain-containing protein. The transcript has 5 exons. Gene Ontology annotation, biological process: L-valine biosynthetic process. Lineage: Eukaryota; Fungi; Ascomycota; Sordariomycetes; Hypocreales; Ophiocordycipitaceae. Gene Ontology annotation, cellular component: mitochondrion. Bases 1 to 1209 code for a protein of 402 amino acids. The record is from RefSeq and is a predicted model, not a curated record. Gene Ontology annotation, molecular function: ketol-acid reductoisomerase activity.
AUGGCCGCGAGGAGCAUGUCCAAGGCGCUGCGCGCCCCUCUGGCCCGCCCCUUGGCUUCCCCCCGCCUCCAGCAGCGCUCCUACAUGGCGGCCCGCAACCUGGCCAGAGCCACGGCUGCCGUCGCCCGUCCGGCCAUUGCUCAGCAGCAGGUCCGCGGCGUCAAGACGAUUGACUUUGCCGGCGUAAAGGAGGACGUCUACGAACGUGCCGACUGGCCGCAGGAGAAGCUCCUCGACUACUUCAAAAAUGACACCCUCGCCCUCAUCGGCUACGGCUCUCAGGGCCACGGCCAGGGCCUCAACCUCCGCGACAAUGGCCUCAACGUCAUCGUCGGCGUCCGCAAAAACGGCAAGUCGUGGAAGGACGCCCAGCAAGACGGCUGGGUCCCCGGAAAGAACCUCUUCGACGUCGACGAGGCCAUCUCCCGCGGCACCAUUGUCAUGAACCUCCUGAGCGACGCUGCCCAGUCUGAGACGUGGCCCGCCAUCAAGCCCCAGCUGACACAGGGCAAGACGCUCUAUUUUUCUCACGGCUUCUCCCCCGUCUUCAAGGACCUGACAAAGGUCGAUGUCCCCAAGAACAUUGACGUCAUCCUGUGCGCGCCCAAGGGCUCCGGCCGCACCGUCCGCUCCCUCUUCCGCGAGGGCCGUGGCAUCAACUCGUCCUUUGCCGUCUUCCAGGACGUGUCGGGCAAGGCCGAGGAAAAGGCCAUUGCCCUCGGCGUCGCCAUUGGCUCCGGUUACCUGUACAAGACGACGUUUGAGAAGGAGGUGUGUUCGGACCUGUACGGCGAGCGCGGCUGCCUAAUGGGCGGCAUCCACGGCAUGUUCCUCGCCCAGUAUGAGGUGCUCCGCGAGCGCGGCCACAGCCCCAGCGAGGCCUUUAACGAGACGGUCGAGGAGGCGACGCAGAGCCUGUACCCGCUAAUUGGCGCCAACGGCAUGGACUGGAUGUACGAGGCAUGCUCCACGACGGCCCGGCGAGGCGCCAUUGACUGGACGCCCAAGUUCAAGGACGCCCUCAAGCCCGUCUUCAACGACCUCUACGACAGCGUCAAGGACGGCAGCGAGACGAAGCGCUCGCUCGAGUACAACAGCCAAAAGGACUACCGCGAGCAGUUCAACAAGGAGAUGGAGGAGAUUCGGAACCUGGAGAUCUGGAGGGCUGGCAAGGCCGUUCGUUCUCUGCGACCCGAGAACCAAAAGUGA